AUGCCUGUGCAAGCUUCCCUAUGCAUUAUCAACUGGGAUGAUCGCAUGGCUAGGGCAGAAGAGGACCUCGCGCAUGCUGUGAUCGUGACUGUCUGUGCUGCAGAGCCCUUGGCCCCGGCUAGAGAGGUGGCGGAGGUGCUCGCUAUUCGUCUGGGCGUUGAGGCAGGCUCCCUGGUGCUUCGUCAAGCUUCCAACUCGAGUUAUCUCCUUGUCCUCCCUGAUAUUGGCUUAGUCGAGCGCUUGGUGGAUCAGCGACUACCCCCACUCCGCUCCCCUGCGUUCACCCUCCUGUGCAAGCGGUGGUGCCGAUUGGCUGGUGCCUCGGGACGGACCCUGCCAUGGUUGGUUGAUCUUGAGCUUCGAGGAAUUCCUGCGCAUGUCUGGGAGACCUCGACUGUGGAGCAGUUCUUGAACCCUCUGGCCAGCAUCCAGCAAGUGCACCCAGAGACCCUCGGGCUGGUGAACCUGGCCUCCUUCAGAUGUUCGGCGUGGUGCAUGGACCCGGCUGCACUCCCACCCUCUAAGGAGCUCUGGGUCGUCGAACCUACGGUCGCUGCCAUGGAGGCCCCCCCGGUGAAGAGAUUAUUGUCCUACCCAAUUGAAAUCAAGUGCUCCAUCCUACACGGGCUUGGCACUCCCCCUCCGCCGCCUCCUGCUCAGGGCGGGCCGCCUCCUGCUGGGGGCGAUGGCGGGGAUGUUUCUCCUGCUCAGCGGCGGCGUCGACGUCCAUCUUCCUCGUCGCCGUCUUCUCCUACUUGGAUAUUUCUGAUAUGUCGUCAGGCUGGUCUUGUUAAAACUCUGGAGAAAUCUGGCAAGCACAAGGAGAGUGGCGUUGAGGACAACUUUGCCAUUGUGUUUGCUGCUAUGGGAGUAAACAUGGAAACAGCACAAUUUUUCAAACGUGACUUUGAAGAAAAUGGCUCAAUGGAACGGGUCACCCUUUUUCUGAAUCUGGCAAAUGAUCCCACUAUUGAACGGAUCAUCACUCCUCGUAUUGCUCUGACAACAGCAGAAUAUUUGGCAUAUGAAUGUGGGGAACAUGUUCUUGUCAUUCUUACAGACAUGAGUUCAUAUGCCGAUGCGCUUCGUGAGCGAGCUGGGCGUAUUGAAGGAAGAAAAGGCUCAAUUACUCAAAUUCCCAUUCUAACUAUGCCUAAUGAUGAUAUCACACAUCCAACUCCAGAUCUUACUGGAUACAUUACUGAAGGGCAGAUAUACAUUGAUAGACAGCUCCAUAAUAGACAGAUAUAUCCACCCAUCAAUGUCCUGCCAUCUCUCUCGCGGUUGAUGAAGAGUGCUAUUGGUGAGGGUAUGACACGUCGGGAUCAUUCAGAUGUGUCUAAUCGGCUUUAUGCCAACUAUGCCAUUGGGAAGGAUGUUCAAGCUAUGAAAGCAGUUGUUGGAGAGGAAGCACUUUCAUCCGAGGAUCUGCUCUAUCUAGAAUUCCUUGACAAGUUUGAGAGGAAGUUUGUAACACAAGGUGCAUAUGACACCCGGAACAUUUUCCAGUCACUUGACCUGGCAUGGACAUUGCUUCGCAUAUUCCCUCGUGAACUUCUCCACCGUAUUCCUGCAAAGACCUUGGAUCAAUACUACAGCAGGGAUGCCACCCAUUGA
Molecule: messenger RNA, 1617 nt
Organism: Miscanthus lutarioriparius
Lineage: Eukaryota; Viridiplantae; Streptophyta; Magnoliopsida; Poales; Poaceae
Source: the annotation of a GenBank genome assembly